Molecule: messenger RNA, 1273 nt
Organism: Medicago truncatula (barrel medic)
Lineage: Eukaryota; Viridiplantae; Streptophyta; Magnoliopsida; Fabales; Fabaceae
Product: NEP1-interacting protein 1
Exons: 5
Coding region: 318-1022 (234 amino acids)
Source: RefSeq, a predicted model, not a curated record
UAAGGCACAGAAGCAUUAAAUGAGAGUUGGUUGAUCGUAGUUUCUUUCAAUCUUCUUUUCUCUUACACAUUAAGCAUUCUCCAACCAAGACCUUUCUCUUAUAAAUAUCAACAUUUUCAUAUUAUUAUUCUCAAUUUUUUCUUCCUUUUUUUAUUUAUUACUAUUUAUUUCCAUUAUUUUAUUAUUAUAUAACUCCUCCUUAAACCCAAAUCUUUGUACCAUCAAUUUCAAACCGAACGUACUUUACCAAUUCUUCUUGUUCUUGUUGUUUUGUUUGUAUCGAUUCGUGCGAUUUUUUUGUGUGAAAAUCUAGAUAAAUGGAUUUUGUACCAAAUCCAUGUCCUUCUCGUUCUUCUUUGUUCGGUUCUUUUGGGAAUUUCGUUGACAAAGUUAAACAAUUUGGUACCCUCGCAAUUUCUGUUAUCAUUGGAAACAUUUUCUCUGCGAUCUUGACCUUCUGUUUUGCAUUAGUUGGAACAUUAUUGGGUGCUUUGACAGGAGCUUUGAUAGGUCAAGAGACCGAAAGCGGUUUCAUUCGAGGUGCCGCUGUUGGUGCUAUAUCAGGAGCUGUUUUUUCUAUUGAAGUUUUUGAAUCAUCUCUUGUUCUUUGGCAUUCUGAUGAAUCUGGAAUUGGUUGUCUUUUAUACUUGAUUGAUGUUAUUGUUAGCUUGUUGAGUGGAAGACUUGUGCGUGAGAGGAUAGGUCCUGCAAUGCUGAGUGCUGUUCAAAGUCAGAUGGGUGCUGUUGAAACAAGCUUUGAUGAGGUUCAAAACAUCUUUGACAUUGGUGGUUCCAAAGGGUUAUCCGUAGAUUCGGUUUCGAAGAUCCCAAAAAUCAAAAUCACUGCUGACAAUAUUGAGGCAUCAGGGGAGAAAGUUUCUUGUUCAGUUUGUCUCCAGGACUUUCAACUUGGAGAGACAGUUAGAAGUUUACCUCAUUGUCAUCACAUGUUUCAUCUACCUUGCAUAGAUAUGUGGCUUUUAAGGCAUGGUUCUUGCCCAUUAUGCAGAAGGGAUCUGUAAUUUUGUAUAUGAAUAGCACUGAUCGUAAAAGAGGUUUUUUUCUUUUCUUUUUCUUUUUUGGUUUUGUUUAUAAGCUUAUUUAAUUCUAGGUCUUAACUUACAUUUGAUUACAGCUACUGAGAGCUAAUGCAGUUAUGUGAUAUCAUUGUACUAAAUUAGUGUAAAGAAAAUUUUGAGAUAAACCAUUUUCAGCUUCUUGUAUAUAGAUAUGACUUAUAUGAAGUAGACGACCCUUUUGUAGCUUGUCUCCA